Messenger RNA from Cuculus canorus (common cuckoo), 3698 nucleotides. It is a transcript of the gene SLC30A6, whose product is annotated as solute carrier family 30 member 6. The transcript is spliced from 14 exons. Gene Ontology annotation, cellular component: membrane. The record is from RefSeq and is a predicted model, not a curated record. NCBI's taxonomy places the organism in Eukaryota, Metazoa, Chordata, Aves, Cuculiformes, Cuculidae. Bases 64 to 1446 code for a protein of 460 amino acids. Gene Ontology annotation, biological process: monoatomic cation transport; transmembrane transport. Gene Ontology annotation, molecular function: monoatomic cation transmembrane transporter activity.
CUGCAGCCUCCCCCGCCCCUUCCGCCUUCGCAUGGCGCCGUCUCUUCCGGCGCGGGGAGGAACAUGGGGACAAUACAUCUGUUCCGCAAAUCACAGAGAUCGUUGGUUGGAAAGUUAACACAUGAAUUUAGGCUGGUUGCAGCAGAUAGGAGGUCUUGGAAGAUCUUGCUGUUUGGUGCUAUAAAUUUAAUAUGUAUUGGCUUCCUGCUAAUGUGGUGCAGCUCUACAAACAGCAUAGCUUUAACUGCUUACACGUAUUUGACAAUCUUUGACCUUUUCAGUUUGGUAACAUGUCUAAUAAGCUACUGGGUAAUGAUGAAGAAACCCAGCUCAGUCUAUUCUUUUGGGUUUGAAAGGUUUGAAGUUCUAGCCGUAUUUGCAUCUACAGUUCUGGCACAGCUUGGUGCUCUUUUUAUACUGAAAGAAAGCGCAGAGCGAUUUCUGGAACAACCUGAGAUACACACUGGGCGACUGCUGGUUGGUACUUUCGUGGCUCUCUUUUUCAACUUAUUUACAAUGCUUUCCAUUAGGAAUAAGCCUUUUGCUUAUGUCUCUGAAGCUGCCAGCACAAGUUGGCUUCAGGAGCACGUUGCAGAUCUUAGUAGAAGCAUUUGUGGAAUCAUCCCUGGAUUGAGUAGCAUCUUUCUGCCACGAAUGAACCCUUUUGUCUUGAUUGAUAUUGCUGGAGCUCUAGCUCUUUGCAUUACAUACAUGCUCAUUGAAGUCAACAAUUAUUUUGCUGUAGACACGGUCUCUGCUAUAGCAAUUGCUUUGAUGACGUUUGGUACCAUGUAUCCCAUGAGUGUCUACAGUGGGAAAGUACUGCUUCAGACAACCCCGCCUCAUGUGAUUGGCCAGUUAGAUAAACUUCUUAGAGAGGUUUCGACUUUGGAUGGUGUCUUAGAAGUUCGAAAUGAGCAUUUCUGGACGUUAGGUUUUGGCACUUUGGCUGGAUCAGUGCACGUUCGAAUUCGGAGAGAUGCAAAUGAACAAAUGGUACUUGCCCAUGUCACUAACAGAUUAUACACAUUGGUCUCUACUUUGACUGUUCAGAUUUUCAAAGAUGACUGGAUCAGACCUACCUUAUCAUCUGUGCCUAUUGCAAACAACAUUCUAAACAUUUCGGAUCAUCAUGUUAUUCCAAUGCCAUCCUUGAAAGCUGCGGAUAAUUUGAACCCUGUUACAUCCACUCCAGCUAAGCCCAGCAGCCCGCCGCCAGAAUUUUCUUUUAAUACACCAGGCAAAAAUGUGAGUCCAGUCAUCCUUUUAAACACUCAGACAAGGCCCUAUGGACUGGGCUUUAAUCAUGGAUCCGCACCCUACAGCAGUGUACUCAAUCAAGGAUUUGGAAUACCAGGAAUGGGAGCAACUCAAGGAUUCAGAACUGGUUUUACAAAUGUCCCAAGCAGAUAUGGAACAAAUGCUCGUGGGCAACCCCGACCAUAAUAAACAGCAUUAUUUAUUGUACUUAAGGGUAUUGACUUAAUUCUUUUAUUACCCAAUUUUUAUAAACAUUUGGAAUGUCAGAUCAUUCUAAAUGGCUGGGAACAAGUGCAUUGUUCAUAUUCAUGAAAUGGUUAAAUUGCAAUUUUUUGCUUUUCAUCAGCAGUAGCCUGUGUAAUGCCACAAGUAUUUUCCAGAUGUAUGAUACUUUGCAGGUAGUUUUUAUAGAGCAUCUAUUUCUAUUCCACUUUUUAUUAACUUCUGUUUUUUUCCCCAAGAAUGUAUUGAGAUAGAGCACAACUCCGUGAUGGAGUCAAAUUGUGACCAGGUAGCAUUUUUUUUCUUAUGAGAAUUGCUUACUGAAUGCUGAGUGACCGUGAGAGUAGGAAAUUGCAGAAAUACAAGUCCCAGUUUUUAGAGAUAUUUUGAUUGCUGUAUUAAGCUAUCUAUUAGCAAAGUCACAAUUAGUUUUUUGGUUGCAAAAAUCCAUCAGUAUCCAUGUUGUGGCCAUUGUGAAGACAAUCUGGCAUUUCAGAUUCUAAUUAAUUUUGUGAGACCGUAUUUUUACAUUUUUAUUGAUGCUUUUAUAGAAACUGAGAUGGUUCAGCAACCAGUUUCUAGUUGUCAGUAUUCCAUAUUCUUCUCUGAUAUUUCUUUUAACUGCAAAAUUAAUCAGCAAUAUAUUGGGAAGUAAAAUAUUCCAAGAUUUUACAAGCAAUUUUUUAUGAUUAACCCUAUGUAAGAUACAGAGCAGAUGGCGGUAUUGUUUCUAAAGCCAGUAUUUCAUUUUUGACUAUGGAAAAUAUUCUCUGAUUCAAUUGUGACUUUGUAUUUUUCCUCUUUGUAUUUUUUCUGUAGUUUCAGGGGAAAAAAAUAUCUUUUUAUAUUCCUGGUUUAUAUCCAGAGUACAGGUCAGUGAUCACUGACAGUUCUUAAAGUCAUUGCUAGAGUGCUUAACCUUUGGGGCACACUUGGAACAAGACUGCCGAACUUGUCUCUGCUUUUGCAUUGUCGUUCUACCGUACAACUAGAAGGCCAUAUUUCUUCAGGGCCUUUCUCGGAGACCUGUUCCCUCUGCUCUGAUAAGAAGGAAAGGCCUUUUAGAAACACCAGAUUGUUUUCUGUUCUCCUGUGGAGUGUGUCUCUCUUAAAUCCCCAGCCAAUACCUCCUCUGCACUUUCUUCUGCAUCUUUCGGCUGUUGAGGAAUGGGUUGCGCGUUCCUUCUGUUUCACUGCAACUCAGGGUGCUAUAUAUUGGCUUCCACCUUGUUAGUCUGUGUACUAAGUAAGUCUUUCCAUUUGUCCAAGGUGGUUAUAUGGAGCUGUAGUAUCUCAGGGACUCCAAAGAUAUGAAUGUUACCUGAAGAUAAUGGGUUCAAUAGAGGAAUCUUUCUGUAGUAGAACUGAGUUGAGAAAAAACAGCCUUCAUUUGAAUUUUCAAGAUCUGUGGUCUCUUCACACUGGCUGAGUAUUUCUUUUUCUGCAUAAGGACAUUGCUUUCGUCUUUUUUCCCCCCUCUACUACCUGUGUUUCUUCAAUGCAUGAAAGAGGGCGUCACUUUGAAAACAAAGCAAGGGGAUGUUCUGUGUGAUGUUUUAGGCUGAGGGUAGUGCCCAGACUGCCACUGAUGUACAGUCCAUGUAAGCUACAAACAGGGAAUCUAGUUCUGUACUUCAUUUGCAGCAAGAGUGACGGUUCAAUUGCUGUGUUAGAAAAUUGAAUGACCUGGAAUACUUGUACUUAAAGAAUACAGUGAACUUGUAACAAUUGGAUAUGUUUCUUUGAGGCCAGGAUAAGCUCAGUAAUCACCUUUGUUUCAUUACUCUGUCUUUAUGUGUGGUUUAUGACAUGUGCCAUUGCUGCUUGGAAAUUUACUGAAGUACAGAACCCUUGAACAGAUCCUCUGUACCUCUUGGGUGCUGAACUAGACUGCCAUCCCUGCAGCAUCUGCAACACCUUAGAGCCAGCAGAAUGUUUACAAUAUACUGCUCUAGUGUGGCCUAUUUGAGAAUUGUUCCUUACUGCAGUUUCAUAACCAAACACUUGCCCUUUUUCUGACAUUUUAAAUACAUUGUAUUAUACUGAUUGCAUGCCUGCUUGUUUUUAGUAGAAAAUUAAAGCUCCAUUUUAUUAAAAAAUGAAGCUGAUCAUUGAUUUCAAAUGAGGAGGAGGAGUGAGAAUCCCAGAAUUCUGAGUGCAAUAUAAACAUUUUACAAAAUUAUUUUUUGGAGUGAUUGUUUACAAUAUAUAUCAUA